Hansenula anomala is the source of this 1533-nucleotide messenger RNA. RefSeq names its product ubiquitin-specific protease UBP1 (gene UBP1). Gene Ontology annotation, biological process: protein deubiquitination. Gene Ontology annotation, molecular function: cysteine-type deubiquitinase activity; cysteine-type endopeptidase activity. Gene Ontology annotation, cellular component: cytosol; nucleus. The record is from RefSeq and is a predicted model, not a curated record. The annotation marks the transcript as partial. Lineage: Eukaryota; Fungi; Ascomycota; Saccharomycetes; Phaffomycetales; Wickerhamomycetaceae. The transcript has a single exon.
AGAAGAUUCAGAUAUGGUUCAAACCAAAACACCAAGCAACAGAAGAAGCUAAUGAAGAAAGGUGGUAACAUUGGUGGGUUAAUAAAUGAUGGUAAUACUUGUUUUAUGAAUAGUGUUUUACAAAGUUUAGCAUCAUCAAAUUCAUUAAUAAGUUUUCUAAAUGAUGAAACAAUUGAAGGAGAUAUUAAAGAAAAAGAUUUAAAAUUUACAAAAUCUUUCAAGACUUUAUUAGAAAAUUUAAACAACAAACAUUUCAACAAGAAUCAUGAUUACAAAACAAAUCCAAUGUUGAAAACAAUGACCAAGACUCCAAAUAAAAAUUUCUUGAUGGGUUAUAAUCAAGAAGAUGCUCAAGAGUUCUUCCAGUCUAUAUUGAGUGAAUUAGAAUCAGAUUUCAAAAAAAUCCACUCUUCAAACACAACAACAAACAAGACAGAACCGGUUUUAACAUCAUCAUUACCAUCAGAUACCACUCAUGGUAUUGAUAAUCUUGGAUAUAUUGGACCAGUUUACAUUCCAUCAUCACAAAUAGAUCCUAAUUUACAAGACUCGCAGUUAAAGUCAACAAGAUUCAAUCUAUUAACACCAGUGGAUGGGUUAAGUGCUGAAAGAAUUGGUUGUUUACAAUGUGGUGAAAUGGGUGGUAUCCGUUAUAGUGUUAUUAGUGGGUUAAGUUUAAACUUGCCACCUGAUAAUUAUAAUGCUUUGAAAUUGACAGAUUUGUUAACAAAAUGGAUUGAACCUGAAAUCAUUGAAGGUGUUGAUUGUAAUAGAUGUGCAUUGAAUUCAGUUUUACAAUAUCAACAGGAUCAAUUAUCAACAUUAGAAGCUAAAGAACAAACUUCCUCAACUGAGAAAUUAAUUGAAUUAUUGAAAUUAAGAGUUGGUGAAAUUGAAAGAGAAUUAGAAAAACCAAUAAUUGAUGAUGAAAUUUUCAAAAAAUUACAUACAAAGAACAUGAUGAAGAAAUGUUCAAAAUCUAAACAAAUUUUAAUAAGUCGUCCACCACCAUUAUUAGCCAUUCAUAUUAAUAGAUCGGUGUUUGAUCCAAUGACUUAUAGAGUUCGUAAAAACAAUGCAAGAGUUGUUUUCCCAUUGAAACUUGAUUUGGAUCCAUUUGUUGCAGAACCAAAUGAUAUUAAUACAGAUGCUAGAUUACCAUUGUCAAAGAAGGUAAAAGUUCAAGAACCUAUUGUUCAAUCAGAAUCAUCAUCUACAUCAUCAUUAGAAACUCCAGAUAGUUCAAAUAAUGAAAAGGAGGAGGGUGAAGAGAAAUUGGAACAAGAUUCUGAUUCUGACUCUGAUGAACAAGAAAUUCCCCUUUCAAUUGAAAAACAAGACAUUUCAGGACCAUUAGUUUAUGCAUUACGUUCAGUUAUUGUUCACUAUGGUACACAUAAUUACGGUCAUUACAUUGCAUUCAGAAAAUAUAGAGGAGUUUGGUGGAGAACUAGUGAUGAAACAAUUGACAUUGUUGAUGAAGAUGAAGUUUUAUCAGCACCUGGUGUUUUCAUGUUGUUUUAUGAAUUGGAU